ACGUCGGCGGUAGCCUAAUGGAAGAGGAAAAUGGAACGUCGUGGUCAGUGAACAUCACAAGUGGCAACGAUCUCAGACGGUUUGAGGUUGUUGUUGAGAAUUUGACGCUAAUCGUCGCAGCACAGCUGGACUAUGAGUAUAACCCGCGGUACAACCUGUCCCUGGAGCUGACAAAUACUGAAGACAACAGCGUUUGGCAUGUAAACCUCGCCAUCGUGAUCGCGGACGUGUGGGGAUACCCGCCAUACUACAGCAAACAGUGUGAAACACCAGUUAUACCUGAUACUGGGACGGCUGAGAACUAUGUCGUACUGAGCAGCCCUAAUGGGCACUACGAUGUUGUAAUUAAUGAUCAAACGACAGACAAACAACAGUACUCAGACAUUUUUCCCUAUUGGCGUAACGAAUCCCACGAUGCAAUCAUGAACGACUGCUCCCUUCGGUUGUGUUCUUCUUUAGUGUGGGGUGAUUUAGAAGUGUUCCGCCUGGCGCUUGAGGUGCCUCAGAAUGGAGGGAGGAUAGAGUUUCAAUGUCGCGACAGACAGUAUAGAAGUGUGGGCAAGUUUAUAUUUUUGGAUGUUUCGAAACAAAUGUUGCCUGAGUGGGCACAGGAUAAAAAGUGUAGCAUGAGAAGAGGUGGUAAUUAUGUUAUAGUUGUGGAGCUGAAUGACACAAGGUCAAAUUCGUCCUAUUGGAUACAAUGUAGCGCUAAUUUUGUUUUUUCGAAAAGUACAUGGCCCGUCGAUUUUAUAUUUCAGUACGACAUUACAGGAUGUCCCGAGGGCAGGUACGGUCUGUACUGUGACAAGGACUGUGUUUGUAAGAACGGGGCCCGGUGUCAUGGCUUUAACGGUGCCUGUGAGUGCCGCCCGGGCUGGAGAGGGAGGGCCUGUGAUAUUCCCUGGCCUGAAGUUGUCAUCAUAGCGCCACCUGGCGAUUCAGUCGUAAAGUACAUCGGUACUAAUCUGACAUUGACCUGCCUGGCUCCACACAUCCAAGUAGCUAGUAUAAUGUGGGUUUAUGAAGCGGAAAACUAUUACAACGAUACAAAAAUCAUUAAAGAAGGGGCGGUACAGAACAGUUCCAUCAACUUCCAGCCAGUCUCAGAAUCAGACAACGGUGGUUAUACUUGCGUGGUAAAAGCUGUAAACGGUGAAGUAAUCAAUGCAACCUUUGCCCUCAACGCCAAAAAAUGUCGACCUAACUAUUAUGGAGAAUUUUGCAGCCAAGUGUGUGACUGUGAGUACGGAGGGACGUGUGACAGGUGGGAGGGGUGCCUGUGUCCUCCCGGCCGUCGUGGAGACAGGUGUCAGCACACCUGCGCACCUGGCAGUUUUGGUUGGAACUGCAGCAUGACAUGUCACUGUCAGAACAUCGCCGUGUGUGAUGCAGUAAAUGGCACCUGUAAUUGUUCGGAAGGGCAGUCAGGCGAAUUUUGUGAAAUCGUAACCAAAUUGGAAAAUAAUCAAGACGUUGUUAUAGUUUUGGCGUCCAUUCUUCCUGCUUUAGUUAUAGUCGGCUGCAUCAUAAUUGUGACCGUGGUAAAACAGAGGGGCACAAAUUGGAGCGGGCUACAUACAAUAAACAUAGUGGACAUAGAAAUGGAGCCUCUCUCAUCAUGGGAACUAGACAAAGAGGACAUCUUUUUUGAACACAUGAUAGGCGAGGGGGAGUUCGGCCAUGUAGUACGGGGAAGACUGCGCGUGCCUGAAGGCUACCAAGUUUUGGUUGCCGCCAAAAGUAUCCGGCCUGACCGCAUGACGGCGUCUGCUGUCCGCGACUUUCGCCGCGAAAUGGACAUUCUCGCCAGGAUCCACGAAGACAAAGAGGGACACCCGAACGUGGUGAAGUUUUACGGAGUUCUGACUAAAUCACAUCCACAGUACAUUGUUGUAGAGUACGCGGCUAAUGAGGAACUGCGCCGGUACCUGUGGGGUUUGAGAGAACAAUUCAAAGUUACUGGAGAAAGGAAACUGUUUGAACGUCUCGGUUUUGCUUCUGGCGUGGCCAGUGGGUUAGAAGAGCUGGCACGUCUGAAGAUCGUGCACCGAGACAUCGCGGCCCGUAAUGUCGUCAUCAGCGACAGGAAGGUGGCUAAGAUCGCGGAUUUCGGACUAUCGCGUGACGUUUACACGUCGUCGGCGUACGAACGCACGAACCAGGGCGGGGAGGAGGAACUGUUGCCGCUUAAGUGGAUGGCCGUGGAGUCGUUACGGGACGGGGUGUACACGUGUGAGAGUGACGUGUGGUCGUACGGCGUGCUGCUGUGGGAGAUCGCCAGUUUUGGGGAGGAGCCGCGCUACGCUGGAGGCCCCAUGCACCCGGACGUCUGCACACUGUUGGAGCUGCUGAAGAAAGGCGUCCGUCUGCAGCAGCCGGAGAACUGUCCGCUGCCGGUGUACCGCAUCAUCAGGUCCUGCUGGAUAGUAGACCCCGCCAAGCGGCCGACGCCUGAAGGUCUGCUGCAAAAGAUAGACCAGUUAAGACCACCGAGGCAUGCGGCCCACCUCGUUAACCAUGGCAUGACAUGGCAAAUCAGUCACCGAAGAGCCGUCCUGCCAGCAAGUCGAACGUCGGUAAAGCGCAGUCACCUGCAAGAUAUCGUGAAAAAACGUUCACUAAGUGGCAUAGGCGGAGAGAAGAUGGCCUAUGUGACGUUUUGUUCCGUCUUUCUACUGGUCAACCGAAUUCCAUCUGUCCAGGCCGGCCGAGAGGCGGGGUUUGGGGUUGAAAACGUCACAAUACCUGAGGACGCAUCUGUCGGCAGCACAGUCAAGCACCUGCGAGACUUUCUUAACGUCGGUGGUGGCCUAAUGGAAGAGGAAAAUGGAACGUCGUGGUCAGUGAACAUCACAAGUGGCAAUGAUGUCAGACGGUUUGAGGUUGUUGUUGAGAAUUUGACGCUAAUCGUCGCAGCGCCGCUGGACUAUGAGUAUAACCCGCGGUACAACCUGUCCCUGGAGCUGACAAAUACUGGAGACAACAGCGUUUGGCAUGUAAACCUCGCCAUCGUGAUCAUGGAUGUGGGGAUACCGCCAUACUACAGCAAACAGUGUGAAACACCAGUUAUACCUGGUACUGGGACGGCUGAGAACUAUGUCGUACUGGACAGCCCUAAUGGGCACUACGAUGUUGUAAUUAAUGGUCAAAACGACAGACAAACAACAGUACCCAGAGUUUUUCCCUUUUGGCGUUACGAAUCCCACGAUACUAUCAUGAACGACUGCUCCCUUUCGGCUGUUUCUACUUUGACCCCACCGUGGAAUGACUUAGACGCGCUCCGCCCGCCUCUUGAGGCGCCUCAGAAUGGAGGGAGAAUAGAGUUUCAAUGUCGCGACAGACAGUUGAGAAGUGUGGGCAAGUUUAUAUUUUUGGAUGUUUCGAAACAAACGUUACCUGAGUGGGCACAGGAUAAAAAGUGUAGCAUGACAGAAGGUUAUGUUGUAGUUGUGGAGAUGAGUAAGAUAAGAUCCACUGCGUCCUAUUGGACACAAUGUGGCGCUAACGUCACAUUUUACACUACGACAGUGCUCGUCGAUUUUAUAUUUCAGUACGACAUUACAGGAUGUCCCGAGGGCCGGUACGGUCUGUACUGUGACAAGGACUGUGUUUGUAAGAACGGUGCCCGGUGUCAUGGCUUUAACGGUGCCUGUGAGUGCCGCCCGGGCUGGAGAGGGAGGGCCUGUGAUAUUCCCUGGCCUGAAGUUGUCAUCAUAGCGUCACCUGGCGAUUCAGCCGUAAAGUACAUCGGUACUAAUCUGACAUUGACCUGCCUGGCUCCACACAUCCAAGUAGCUAGUAUGAUGUGGGUUUAUGAAGCAGAAAACUAUUACAACGAUACAAAAAUCAUUGAAGAAGGGGCAGUACAGAACAGUUCCAUCAACUUCCAGCCAGUCUCAGAAACAGACAACGCUGGUUAUACUUGCGUGGUAAAAGCUGUAAUUGGUGAAGUUAUUAAUGCAACUUUUACCCUCAAUGCCACCAAAUGCCGACCCAACUAUUAUGGAGAAGUUUGCAGCCAAGUGUGUGACUGUGAGUACGGAGGGACGUGUGACAGGUGGGAGGGCUGUCUGUGUCCACCCGGCCGUCGUGGAGACAGGUGUCAGCACACCUGCGCACCUGGCAGUUUUGGUUGGAACUGCAGCCUGACAUGUCAAUGUCAGAACAACGCCGUGUGUGAUGGAGUAAAUGGGACUUGUAAUUGUUCAGAAGGGCAGUCAGGCGAAUUUUGUGAAAUCCUGACCAAAUUGGAAAAUAAUCAAGUCGUUGUUAUAGUUUUGGCGUCCAUUCUUCCUGCUGUAGUUAUAGUCGGCUGCAUCAUAAUUGUGACCAUGAUAAAACAGAGGGUCACAAAUCGGAGCGGGCUACAUACGAUGAACAUAGUUGGCAUAGAAAUGGAGCCUCUCUCAUCAUGGGAACUAGAAAAGGAGGACAUACGUUUUGAACACAUGAUCGGCGAGGGGGAGUUCGGUCAUGUAGUACGGGGAAGACUGCGCGUGCCUGAGGGCUACCAAGUUUUGGUUGCCGCCAAAAGUAUCCGGCCUGACCGCAUGACGUCGUCUGCUGUCCGCGACUUUCGCCGCGAAAUGGACAUUCUCGCCAGGAUCCACGAAGACAAAGAGGGACACCCGAACGUUGUGAAGUUUUACGGAGUUCUGACUAAAUCAGAUCCACAGUACAUUGUUGUAGAGUACGCGGCUAAUGAGGAACUGCGCCGUUACCUGUGGGGUUUGAGAGAACAAUUCAAAGUUACAGGAGAAAGGAAACUGUUUGAACGUCUCGGUUUUGCUUCUGGCGUGGCCAGUGGAUUAGCAGAGCUGGCACGUCUGAAGAUCGUUCACCGAGACAUCGCGGCCCGUAAUGUCGUCAUCAGCGACAGGAAGGUAGCUAAGAUCGCGGAUUUCGGACUAUCGCGUGACGUUUACACGUCGUCGGCGUACGAACGCACAAACCAGGGCGGGGAGGAGGAACUGUUGCCGCUGAAGUGGAUGGCCGUGGAGUCGUUACGGGACGGGGUGUACACGUGUGAGAGUGACGUGUGGUCCUACGGCGUGCUGCUAUGGGAGAUCGCCAGUUUUGGGGAGGAGCCGCGCUACGCUGGAGGCCCCAUGCACCCGGACGUCUGCACACUGUUGGAGCUGCUGAAGAAAGGCGUCCGUCUGCAGCAGCCGGAGAACUGUCCGCUGCCGGUGUACCGUAUCAUCAGGUUCUGCUGGAUAGUAGACCCAUCCAAGCGGCCGACGCCUGAAGUGCUGCUGCAAAAGAUAGACCAGUUAAGACCACCGAGGCAUGCGGCCCACCUCGUUAACCAUGGCAUGACAUGGCAGUAAAGCAUCAGCUAUUAACAAAGUUUAAUGGGCUGUCUUAGAUUUAAUGCAAAUGAGAAACUCUAUAGCCUUUCAUCUAUAUAAGGGCCUUAAUGUGUUGCAGAUUAUUUCCUUUAAGUGAAAUACAAAGUACAUGUGAAACAUAUAUCAUCUGGGAGCAAUGUACAUUAAUAAUCCACGUCGCCAUAGCCUGGAUCCCAGCACUGUUAGCCCUAGAACGUCAUAAAGGCACAUAACAUGUCCGUACUUAGCCAAACAAGGCUCGUAUCCCUGCUAACUUAGCCAGACGUUAUGCGUCAAUUUUCUUUAAUGACUUUCAUCAAUUAUCGGUUAUUACAGGACUGCACAAAAGUAGUAGUGGUACUAGUAAUAGUAUUAACCCGACAGUGAGGAAUGGUGUUGUUGUAUAUAUGUUUACAUACCUAACCUUUAAUCCUGAUCUUAAAACGCAAG
Branchiostoma belcheri (Belcher's lancelet) is the source of this 5780-nucleotide messenger RNA. RefSeq lists its product as uncharacterized. NCBI's taxonomy places the organism in Eukaryota, Metazoa, Chordata, Leptocardii, Amphioxiformes, Branchiostomatidae. The record is from RefSeq and is a predicted model, not a curated record. Gene Ontology annotation, molecular function: ATP binding; calcium ion binding; transmembrane receptor protein tyrosine kinase activity. Gene Ontology annotation, cellular component: signaling receptor complex; membrane. Gene Ontology annotation, biological process: homophilic cell-cell adhesion; positive regulation of kinase activity; protein phosphorylation.